GGAAACCUCACACUAUUAAUAUGUAGUUGUGAAAAUUUCACUUUUCUUAUUCUUGGCUUCAUAUCUCAAUUCUCAAUGUCUUCUUUAGAAAUUUUAAAAUUUAAGUCUCCAAUAAUGGCUAAUCCUGACAAAGAAGAAGAAGAAAGUGUGGUUUGCAAUGAUAUCGCUUUUGAUUUACUAGAGAACAUUCUUUCUAGACUCGAUGCUAAAUCUGUGAAAAAGUGUGAGUGUGUAUGUAAAUCUUGGCUCUCUCUACUAAGGACUCAAUAUUUCAUGAAUCUCCACCUCAACCGUCAACAACUACCUCGUGUUAUUUUUCUCAACUAUAGAAAAACAUCCAACAACCAUGAUUUAUCAAUUUGUAGUUUGAAUAAUGUAUUAUUUUCAGAGAUUUCCUUAAAUCAACUUCCCUAUUUUGCCAUGAAUUCAUUAUCGAAUGAUCAAUUAUGUUCUUUAUCAUUUAUAGGCAGUGAUAAGGGCAUAAUAGGAAUUUCUGAUCACAGGGUUAAUAUAUUCUGUCCCUUGUAUUAUUUAUGGAACCCAACUACUAAUGAGUCUAAAAAACUUCCUCCUUUAGAUUUUAUUGAAGAUAAAUCUUAUCGUUUACGUGGACUUGGCUAUGACCCCUUAACCAAUGAUUUCAAAGUGGUGGUUUUCACAUCUCAACUUAAAGAGGGUCAUAAAAUUGGGAUUUAUAGUUCGAGAAGCAAUUCAUGGAAAGCAAUUACAAUGCCUAACCUAUUUCCAGAAUUUGAAUCUGUUAUUGUUACACCAUUUAUGAGCAUGUCCAUUAAUGUUAAUAACUUCAUUCAUUGGUCUAUUUGCUAUAAAAAUGGUAAUACAAGUGAUGAUAAAGAUUUGGAGUUUUCUACAGGAAUAGUUGCUUUUGAUAUAAGUAAAGAGAAAUUUAAUCUUAUAAAAUUACCUCAAGUUAAGAAAGGUAAUGAUGGUGUGGACAUAGCUAAAAUUUUUGGGUGUCUUUCUAUGAUAUAUGUGGAUGAAGAUACAGUAUUUCACGUAUGGGUUAUGAAGAAUUAUGGUGAUUCUAAUUCUUGGUACAAAUAUUUGUCUUUUAGUUUAAAUGAACUUAUUCCAACUAGGUUUAGUAAAUUUUGUCGAAUAAGUUUUUUGAGUGAUGAGAUUAUGUUAGUUAAUUUAUUUUUGACUGGUUAUUUCUGUUGGUAUAACUCCAAAAGUAAGAUGAUUGAAAUUUUAGGUGAAAGAUAUCCAGUGUUUAGAUUCACCACUUAUGCUGAGAGCGUUUUCAGGUUAAAUGAGUCAUAAUUUGGUAUAUAUGUUUUAAAAAGUGAAUUUACAUGCACUUUUGCUGGGUUAGUUUUAUUUUAGUUAUCUUUUGGUAUUUCUAUAGUGGACAUCCUAUAAGGGUUAGAAGUGUACUUGUUAGUUUAAGAAGUGGCACACAUUAUACCAUGGGGUGUUACAGUACAGUACAUUACAUUUUUUUUUUUAUUAUUUUAUAUAAUUUUAUUUAAAGAUUUGAAGAAGUCUCCUCACUUAUUUGUUGCAUCUUUCACACUUCAUGCCCUUUUAUUUUAUUUAUUUAUUUUUUAUUUUUUGCUGAAUUAUCAUUUUACUUCUUUUAUACCUAUACCACAAAAUCAGUAAGAUGAGACUUAAAAAAUGAAUUAAAAGUAAUUAUGGUACGUUUGAGAAAAUGAGGAAGAAUUUGAAUCCAUCGUCUUCAAGAACUCAGAGACAAAGUACCCAUAUCCCACUUUUGUUGUUGUUGCUGCUGCUGG
Molecule: messenger RNA, 1760 nt
Organism: Cannabis sativa
Lineage: Eukaryota; Viridiplantae; Streptophyta; Magnoliopsida; Rosales; Cannabaceae
Product: F-box protein At4g22390-like
Exons: 1
Coding region: 76-1284 (402 amino acids)
Molecular function (GO): protein binding
Source: RefSeq, a predicted model, not a curated record